Schistosoma rodhaini is the source of this 699-nucleotide messenger RNA. NCBI's taxonomy places the organism in Eukaryota, Metazoa, Platyhelminthes, Trematoda, Strigeidida, Schistosomatidae. The record is from the annotation of a GenBank genome assembly.
AUGGUCCACCAUCGUUCAGAGGCAUCCACAGGCUUGGUGAGUAAUCUGUCUGAUUCAAAUAUAAGUUUAAGACGGACAUUAGAUCUUAUGGAAGAAAAUGGUGAAAAUUUAAACAUUGAGGAAACUCCAAGUCUGAAUACUGGCAAAAUAAGACUUGUUACACGGGUGUUGCAUAUUGAAUAUAUAAAAAUCGUUAUUCGACCUUUACGUUACACCAAGUUUUCUAAAGAUCACUGUAUGUCGACAUUCAAAUUUUACCAUAAUGUUCUGUGUACAUUCACCCGAAAAUAUGCUAAAAAAGGAAAAGCAACCAAAGGGGUUGCCGCUGUCGCUAAAAUACGUGAAAUUAAUGUGGAGACAGACCCAGAGAAAAUUGUAAACUGCUGCUGUAUUAAUUAUAGGAUAGGUGAACAACCUAUUCCACUAAAGCCAGAUAAUGAGUAUCCGGAUUGGCUCUGGAAAUUACGGACAGAGAGAGGUCCUAUCCCUCUUAAUGAGGUUGAUAAAAAUUCCUACUAUUAUUGGAGACGAAUUAGAAAAAUGAACCGUAACCUUUUCAAUAAUUUGGCUUCCGUGGAUGGGUGGCAUAGAAAGGAUCACCGGUCGUUUGAAAACCAUGCCCUUCGGUUUUAUGGUGACUUGUACUUAGCUGUUAGUGAGUGGUCUAAUUCAAAAAAACUACUUGAAAAUAAAAAUUGA